GUUGUGGUUGGUGGCUUGCCGCUGCGGAGCUUUUUACUUUUAGGAGAAGGUCUGGUGUAUAGCGGAGUCUAGUUCCCUUGCUGCUCCUUGUAGAAUUGUUUUUGUGGGAGGAAGAGGGAUGGGAAGAACCGAUGCAGUGGAACCUCUGGAGUUACCAUGAUUUUGAGUUAAGACUCACCUGGGUUCGAACUUUAGGCUUCACCUGGCUAAGACACGCUAGGACGGCUAUUUUCCAGAUUUUUUCUGUUGGAAUACAAGUCCUCUUUCCUUAAGACAAAUAAGGCUACUGUGGAGCAGAGGGCAGUGUAAAUCCUUUUAUUCCUUAGACCUCACAAGCUACAGCACUGGCCUUAUCCACAGAACACUGUCAGUGUUCUGUCCUGUUAUCCAGUAGAGGUCACCCUUGAACAUCUGAAAGAGAGAACAGAUUGUUGAGCUGUGCAAGGUGUACAUCACAGUUAUUCAGCAUUUAUACCUACAGAAGUAAUCGCCAUCAUAAGUCCAACAACCAUCUGACACUGUACCACACUAUCACGAUAUUAUUGACUAUAUUCCCUAUGCUGUACAGAGAGACUUUUUUGAUGUUGAUCUUAAAAGCAGUGUCUCAAGCCCAGAGAUAUUAAGGUGUUCCAAAAGGUUGGGACUACUUGACCAUUAUGACACCACGAAACCUCUUCUGUCUGAGAAGUAACCUUCUCUUUGGUUCAAGAUAUUGGAUGAUCCAAUUCUCAACAGAAAGCCUCUUCAAAUCAGUUUCAUUUAGGCUUUUUGGUGUGAAGUGUGGUAAUGAAGACAGCGAACCUUUGGAGAAUGAGCUACUGAAAAACUUACUUACUAUGGGAGUAGAUGUUGACAUGGCAAAGAAACGACAGCCUGGAGUUUUUAAUAGGAUAGGUAUUAAUGAGCAGGACCUGAAGAUGUUUCUUCUGUCCAAAGGAGCUAGCAAAGAAGUAAUUGCUAGCAUAAUAUCAAGAUAUCCACGAGCCAUAACACGCACACCUGAAAAUCUUUCAAAACGGUGGGAUCUGUGGAGAAGAAUUAUGGCAUCAGACCUUGAAAUUGUAAAUAUUUUGGAACGUUCUCCUGAAUCCUUUUUUCGGUCCAAUAACAACCUAAAUCUAGAGAAUAAUAUAAAGUUUCUCUACUCAGUUGGAUUGACCCGUAAAUGCCUAUGUCGAUUGUUGACCAAUGCCCCACGUACCUUCUCCAAUAGUCUUCAUCUGAAUAAACAGAUGGUUGAACUUUUGCAAGAAGUCUGUUUGUCCUUAGGUCAUAGUGAUCCUAUAGAUUUUGUCAGGAAGAUAAUUUUUAAGAACCCUUUCAUCUUAAUUCAGAGCACCAAACGGAUAAAAGCUAACAUUAAGUUUUUACAGUCAACUUUUAACCUGAACAAUGAGGAGCUGCUUGGUCUGAUAUGUGGUCCAGGAGCUGAAAUCCUAGACCUUUCCAAUGACUAUGCCAAAAGAAACUACACAAAUAUCAAAGAGAAGCUGUUUUCUCUUGGGUGUACUGAAGAAGAGGUACGGAAGUUUGUCUUGAGCUAUCCAGAUGUGAUCUUUUUGGGAGAGAAAAAGUUUAAUGAUAAAAUAGACUGCCUCAUAGAAGAAAAAAUUAGCAUUUUACAAAUAAUUGAAACUCCUCGGAUUUUGGAUGCAAGCAUAAGUACUUUAAAAAGUCGAAUCAAAGAAUUGGUAAAUUUUGGUUAUGACUUGAGCACUUCAAAUAUCACUCUUCUAUCUUGGAGUCAAAAAAGAUAUAAAGCUAAAUUAAAAAAGUUAAACGUUGGUUAGAACAUUAUUCUGGGGAAUUAAAAAAAGUCAUUCUUAUAAUGUAAUGAUAUUUUAUUUUGAAUUUGGGCCUUUCAAAAAAGAAGUUUGAUUGCUUAACCACAUAUACAGAGGAUGCCAAAAAAAAUGUAUAUACAUUUUAAGAAAGGAAAAAACUAUUACAAUUGUAAUAAUAUAUAC
Messenger RNA from Hipposideros armiger (great roundleaf bat), 1967 nucleotides. RefSeq names its product mitochondrial transcription termination factor 1 (gene MTERF1). The coding region runs from base 657 to 1790 and encodes 377 amino acids. Gene Ontology annotation, cellular component: mitochondrial matrix. Gene Ontology annotation, molecular function: double-stranded DNA binding. The record is from RefSeq and is a predicted model, not a curated record. Gene Ontology annotation, biological process: termination of mitochondrial transcription; regulation of DNA-templated transcription. Lineage: Eukaryota; Metazoa; Chordata; Mammalia; Chiroptera; Hipposideridae. The transcript has 6 exons.